AAAAUUUAAACUUGGUGAUGAACAACUUUCUAUAUUAGCAAUACAAACCUUGGAAGCAAGCGUAAUAGCUCAUGAAUCAACUUAUCGUUUUCUGAAACUCCGAUUUGCUGUGGGGCCAAGGUGAGUUUUUAAGGAGCUCAUGGUGUGUACCCGUAGCAUGACCAACAAUGGAAGAGCGCAGGAAGAGGAGGUUCCGGCGAGUAGUUCAGAUGCGAUGACUAUGCUCCUAGAACUACAAAAGCAGCUAGAUGAAUUAGAAAAGAGACAUGCGGAGGAGAUAGCCGCGUUGAAAGAAGAAACUAAGAUGAAGAGGAAGCUUGAAGAAAUAGGUCAGGAUUGUUCCAAAGGUCCAAGCUUGAAGACCCCAAGAUCAAGUACCCCUACGUCAUCCCUUCGGUCAGUGCAGGCACAGGGAUCCCCACCCAAGGUAAGGGGUAUAGCUAACACCGCCGUCACUGCCCUCAGUGAAAGGUGGUGGCAUCCAUUCACAGAUGAUAUCAUGGAGGUGCCUCCGCCCGAUAAUUGGCAAUGGUUAACUAUUGACCAGUACGACGGUACCACGGAUCCUGAUGAGCAUGUUAAAGUGUACGUUACUCAUGUUAGCGUAUAUAGUACGAAAGAUGCAAUUUUCUGUCGAGCCUUUCCCACUUCCCUAAAAGAUGAAGCCUUUAGUUGGUUUUCAGAGCUCCCUCCCAUGUCAAUCAAUUGUUUUGCCACAUUGGUAGCUCGGUUUGGCUCCCGGUUUGCGAGCAGUCGCCCAGAUAAUGUUAUCUCAACUAUGGCUCUGCAAUAUAUUCGGCAAGAGAAAGGAGAGGCACUUAGGACCUUCAUGGAACGGUUUGGAAAGCUGGCGUUGAAAAUCAGGAAUCUUUGUCCUCAAUUAGCAUUGUAUUGCAUGAUGGCAGCGUUAAGACCUGGGCCCUUUCUAGACAGCUUAGCCAGGGAGCCGACGACCGACCUCAACGAGCUGAGACAGAGGGCGGCGGAAUAUAUUCGGUUGGAGGAGGCCAGGGAGCUUAUAGGAAAUAUGAGGGCUGAGAACAGCCCAACUGACAAGAAAGCUCAUGACCAAUAUAGACAUCACAAAUCUUUACCUCGGCUUAAGGAGAUAAGACAACCUCGAUUCAAUCAAUACACGCAGUUGAAUGUAACAAGAUUGCGCGCCUUGGAAGAAGCUCUUAAUACGGAUCUUAUACAAAAACCAAGGAAAUUAGCCACAUCGCCGAAUGCUGACAUGUCUAGGCAUUGUCGGUAUCACCGAAAGUAUGGGCAUGAAACGGAAGAGUGUGUGGCCUUGAAAGACAAAAUAGAAGAGCUUGUACAAGCGGGACACCUCAGACAGUUUGUCCAAAGAGGGGAGCAUGGUCGCGAAGGCCACAAUCGAAUAGUAGAGUCAAGAAGAACGAUAGAGGAUGACUCUGAUGACAGGACUAACUCAAGGCAACGCCGCGCUACUCGAGAGAAGGAUGCCAUAUCAUCGGAUUCAAGAGGUCAGAUCAUCCUAAGCAAGCGGGCAAGAAUGUACAAGAGUCAGUUAGUUUGUGGAAGGGACACUGAUGUUCUUAGUGUUCCUUUCCUUGCAAUAUAUGAGUCUCUAAUACCUCCUGAAGAAGAAAAGAAGAAGCAAAAGCAAGUAGUGGCAUUAUUGGAGAAAUUAGUUAGAAAAGAAUGGCCAGCAGCUAAGCUUCAUCUCUAUGGAUCAUGUGCUAAUUCGUUUGGUGUUUCUAAAAGUGACAUUGAUGUUUGCCUUGCUAUUGAGGAAGCAAGUCUGGACAAAGCUAAGAUUAUAAGGAAAUUGGCGGAUAUUUUGCGAUCAGAUAAUCUGAAGAAUGUGCAGGCAUUGACACGUGCACGGGUUCCCAUAGUAAAGCUCAUGGAUCCAGUGACAGGAAUCUCUUGUGACAUAUGCAUUAACAAACUUCUAGCUGUUGUGAAUACAAAGCUUCUUCGGGAUUAUGCACUCAUAGAUCCAAGGUUACGGCAGCUAGCCUUCAUUAUCAAACAUUGGGCUAAGUCAAGAAGAGUCAAUGAAACUUACCAUGGAACUCUGUCUAGCUAUGCGUAUGUUUUGAUGUACAUUCAUUAUUUACAAAUGAGAAGACCUGCCAUCCUUCCAUGCUUGCAGGAGAUGGAGACAACGUAUUCUGUGACUGUGGAUGAUAUUAAUUGUGCUUUCUUUGAUAAAGUUGAAAAACUUAGAGAUUUUGGUCGCCACAACAAGGAAACAAUUGCUCAGCUUGUGCGUGGAUUUUUCCACUAUUGGGCAUAUUGUCAUGAUUAUGCAAAUUCUGUUAUAUCUGUACGCAAAGGAAGCAUUAUCAGCAAACGAGAGAAGGACUGGACUAGAGGGAUUGACAAUGAUCGGCAUUUGAUAUGUAUAGAGGAUCCUUUUGAAACAUCUCAUGAUCUUGGAAGAGUGGUAGAUAAAUAUAGCAUCAAAGUUCUGAGGGAAGAGUUUGAACGUGCUGCUGAAAUUAUGCAGAAUGAUCCAAAUCCGUGUAUUAGACUUUUUAAGCUCUAUGUUCCCAGUUGAUCUACUGUUUUGUUUUGUUUUGGAUGUAGAUUUUAUAGGUUAAAGAACUUUAUGGCCUUCUUAAUCUUUUACUUGAAAGGCAAGAAUUCAGUGUUACGUUGAA
Molecule: messenger RNA, 2636 nt
Organism: Vigna umbellata (rice bean)
Lineage: Eukaryota; Viridiplantae; Streptophyta; Magnoliopsida; Fabales; Fabaceae
Molecular function (GO): RNA uridylyltransferase activity
Source: RefSeq, a predicted model, not a curated record